AACUGGGGGAAAAUUUGUCUCAGCUAUACGUCAGCUCACGUCCGCUUACGUCACGUGAAACACGGAAGCGUUAGACAGUACGUGGCCUUUUCAUCUUGGACCAUUGAAACAGGAGCUCCACUUCGUCUCAAAUGGAACUCGAGGCUAUGACCAGAUACACCAGCCCGGUGAACCCGGCUGUGUUCCCUCACCUAACUGUCGUCCUUCUGGCCAUCGGCAUGUUCUUCACUGCCUGGUUCUUCGUAUAUGAGGUGACGUCAACAAAAUACACCCGGGACGUCUACAAAGAGCUGCUGAUCUCCCUUGUGGCGUCACUUUUCAUGGGCUUUGGUGUGCUCUUCUUAUUACUCUGGGUUGGAAUUUACGUAUGAAGUUUGGGGUGGCUGAUUAACAAAAACAAGACAUUCCAGUGGAACAACAGCAAACACAAACAAACUGGAUUUAAUUGGACUGCACUGACAAUAUUUUGGGAUCAUGUGGAUGCUUUCUUUUCACCAGUAAAGGGGAUUUGUAAAACUC
Notolabrus celidotus (New Zealand spotty) is the source of this 519-nucleotide messenger RNA. It is a transcript of the gene tmem258, whose product is annotated as transmembrane protein 258. Gene Ontology annotation, biological process: protein N-linked glycosylation. Lineage: Eukaryota; Metazoa; Chordata; Actinopteri; Labriformes; Labridae. The record is from RefSeq and is a predicted model, not a curated record. Gene Ontology annotation, cellular component: membrane-bounded organelle. The coding region runs from base 132 to 371 and encodes 79 amino acids. The transcript is spliced from 4 exons.